CUCUCUCUCUCUCUCUCUCUCUCUUUCUUUUGCCGCAGCGAGAUCUCUCUCUCUUCUCUUUCUCUCUCUCUCGCUCUAUGCAUCCACCUGUCUCCGCGAUUUGAUGGACAAGAAGAAACUGCCACACCGAAACCUAUUCAAUUUCUCCGAUCAUCCACCGACUUACUCACUCCUCCUCUAGUUUUUAAAGUUUUAAGCUUUUCAAUCCUCUCUUUCGUCUUCUCUACUCUCUUCUUCUCCUCUGCUCUACUCUCUCUUUCUUCUUUCUCCCGUUUUGGGUAAUCAUCGGAUGGCGCGAAAUCUGCGAUGGGUUCUGCUUAUUGUUGCGUUCUCGUGUCUUAUUUCAGCACUUGAAGCUAGUGAGGGAGAUUCUGAUCCUCUUUACAAGUCAUGUGUUGAGCAAUGUCAGAAAACUGGAUGUGUGGGGGAUACUUGUUUCCAGCACUGUAAAUUUUCAGCUGAUGGAAAAGCCAUUGACGGUCCAUGGUACAUGCAAGAGCCACUUUACCUGAGAUGGAAACAGUGGGAUUGCCAAAGUGAUUGUCAGUACGAAUGCAUGAUGACAAGAGAAGAAGAAAGAAGAAGAAAUGGGGAGAUACCUACCAAGUAUUUCGGUAAAUGGCCACUCAAACAUGUCUAUGGAAUCCAGGAACCUGUCUCUGUUGCUUUCUCUGCUCUCGACCUUGCGAUGCAGUUCCAAGGAUGGGUCUCGUAUUUCAUCCUCGUUUACUAUAAAUUGCCUCUCCAGCCAAAUCGUAAAACGUACUAUGAGUACAAUGGAUUAAUGCAUAUCUAUGCAAUCAUUGUAAUGAAUUCACUCUUCUGGAGUGGUAUUUGUCAUAGCAGAGAUGUUGAACUGACAGAGAGGCUAGAUUACUCUUCAGCUACUGUAUUAGCUGGAUUUACUCUUAUUCUAGCAACACUCCGGUCAUUCAGUAUUCACGAUCAGUCUGUCAAAAUCAUGGUUACUGCACCUAUUCUCGCGGUUGCAGCAACUCAUAUUCUCUACCUCAAUUUCUACAACCUCGACGAAGGGCUUCACAGGAAAGUUAUAUUCGGGAUUGGAGGAAUAGAGAUGAUAGUGUGGGGACUAUGGGCUGCUUUAACGUCGCAUCCAGCAAAGUGGAAGCUAAGAUCUUUCGUAGUGUUGAGCAUACUCACAACGUGCCUUAGAAUGCUCGAUUUCCCUCCAUACAAAGGCUACAUCGAUGCUCACGCUCUUUGGCGCGCUGCAGGGAUCCCCCUCUCUUACAUUUGGUGGAGUUUUGUCUGCGAUGACGCUGUUUUCAGAACCACCGUUCAUCUCAAGAAGUCCAAGUGAAUUGGAAAAAGAACGACUCAAAAGUCUCUUUUAUCUUUAUUUUUCCGGCGAGUAUCUCCGGUGUUCAGAAGUUGUGUUAGGUGUGUUUUCGCAGAAGAAGCAAUGCUUUUGGUUCUUCUGUGGUGAAUCUUCUUCGCUUUUUCGGGUCUUCCUCUCUAUAUUUCUUGUUUCUUUUUCUCUCUUCUUGGGGUUUUUUUUUUUCUUUUUCUUUUUGCUCUCUAGGCUCGUCGGCCGGAGAGUUUUACCGUCGAGAGGAAUCGACCUUUAGGAUCACCAGUUCCAUUUUCCCGCCCUUUGACUCGCAACUCCUUUUCAAUUUUCUCUAUGUAAAAAAAAAAUAUAUGUUUUAUUAUAUUUAUAUCUGUUUAAUUUAUUUUUCUUUUACU
Capsella rubella is the source of this 1707-nucleotide messenger RNA. Its product is annotated as post-GPI attachment to proteins factor 3. The record is from RefSeq and is a predicted model, not a curated record. Bases 290 to 1321 code for a protein of 343 amino acids. Gene Ontology annotation, biological process: GPI anchor biosynthetic process. The transcript is spliced from 5 exons. Gene Ontology annotation, molecular function: hydrolase activity, acting on ester bonds. Lineage: Eukaryota; Viridiplantae; Streptophyta; Magnoliopsida; Brassicales; Brassicaceae. Gene Ontology annotation, cellular component: endoplasmic reticulum membrane.